AUAUAUGGAUGAUGCUGCAGGAUAUCUGAUAAAUCUGAUAUUUGCUGCAAAAUGACAACUUUGCGACCAUUUACCUUCGACGAUCUUUUCAAGUUCAACAAUGUCAACUUGGACCCACUCACGGAAACGUACGGAAUGUCCUUCUACACGCAAUACCUGGCAAAGUGGCCCGAGUACUUUCAGCUGGCCGAGUCGCCCAGUGGCCAAAUAAUGGGCUACAUUAUGGGCAAAGUGGAGGGACGCCAGCACAACUGGCAUGGACAUGUGACCGCUCUAACUGUUUCGCCCGACUACAGGCGUCUCGGGCUGGCGGCGCUGCUCAUGAAAUUCCUCGAGGACGUAUCGGAAAAGAAGCGCGCCUACUUUGUGGAUUUGUUUGUGCGCAAGAGCAACCAGGUGGCCAUCAAUAUGUACACGAACCUCGGCUACAUCAUCUACCGCACCAUACUCGACUACUACGCGGGCGAUCAGGACGAGGAUGCACUCGAUAUGCGCAAGGCAUUGUCCAGAGACACUAAAAAUAAAUCCAUCAUACCAUACACGCAACCUGUACGCAUGGAGGACUUACACGAGGCAGAUAUGCAAUGAUCUGGGCUGAAUCAGCUCAAUGAUUAGUGCCGGCAAUUAGAUGUACAUUUAGUUAGAGAUAUCUUAAUUAAUUGUCUAUAAUC
Drosophila subobscura is the source of this 671-nucleotide messenger RNA. RefSeq names its product N-alpha-acetyltransferase 20-like. Gene Ontology annotation, molecular function: protein-N-terminal amino-acid acetyltransferase activity. The coding region runs from base 52 to 588 and encodes 178 amino acids. The record is from RefSeq and is a predicted model, not a curated record. Gene Ontology annotation, biological process: N-terminal peptidyl-methionine acetylation. The transcript has a single exon. NCBI's taxonomy places the organism in Eukaryota, Metazoa, Arthropoda, Insecta, Diptera, Drosophilidae. Gene Ontology annotation, cellular component: NatB complex.